GCGUCCUCUUGGAAAAGCCCCUAUAUAUACCACUCACUCAUUGCUUCUCAUAAAACACACCAAACUCCUUCUUGUGAACCAACAAAACUCACAAUCCCAAAAUAAAAAAGUCUACACCUGAAUUUAUAGACAGAGAAAUGGAUCAAAAAUUGCCUAUUGUAGUUAAAAAGUUCUGGAAGAUAGUCCGUGUGGUUUACUUCAUGCUAAGAAAAGGAUUAUCAUCAAAGAGGAAACUAAUAUUCGAUCUCAACUUAUUGAUGAAACGUGGUAAGAUUGCUGGUAAAGCUGCCUUCCAAAACCUCAUGUUCCAUGACCAUAACAUUAAUCAUGGCCAUCAAUCAUCGUCAAAAGAGUAUUACGAGUUCAGCUGCAGUAACAGCCCAACUUUCCAUCUCCCAUUCCACAUCAACAAGCGCAUUAAUAAGCAUAGUCAGCUUAAACAUGCCAGUGAACACGAGGACGUUUCAAUGAUAAACACUGUUGUUUUAAAGGCAUUAGAAAUGCUUGAGAGUGAAACAGAAUCACCUGCUUUGCCUGGAUUUGGAAGGUCUCCAACGGUUAGGCAAUUAAGGAUUACUGACUCGCCUUUUCUUCUAAGAUCAGACACUGAUAAUGAUGAAAUGAUUAAUCACGUAGACGAAAAAGCUGAUGAAUUUAUUUCUCGAUUUUAUAGAGAAUUGAGAAGAGAAGCUUCUGAUUUCGCUUAAUUUGGUUGUUGAGUUAUUGUUGCGAUAUUAAUAACUUUUUUAAAGAGAGAGGAUUGAAAAAAAGAAAAUAAAUUUAUAACUUGUAAUGAUACUUUAUAGUUUCAUUUUAUAAUAACUCUUAAUUUAAUAGUAAACUACGGAAAAGUAAAUCCUGUAAUAUCGAAU
Molecule: messenger RNA, 872 nt
Organism: Solanum pennellii
Lineage: Eukaryota; Viridiplantae; Streptophyta; Magnoliopsida; Solanales; Solanaceae
Exons: 1
Coding region: 138-707 (189 amino acids)
Source: RefSeq, a predicted model, not a curated record